CUCCGGAGGAAGAGUGAGGUUAUGUGUCGGGGUAGUCCAACGCGCAGAAUCGUCACACGCUUAGUCGCGUCACGGAAUAUCGUUGGAUUUCGGCGUAAUAUUAAAUCAGAGAAUUCGAGUGUAGAGCAAAGGUAAUUCUGUUUUAAUUAGCAAACUCGAAGAUGUUACGCGUCGGCUCGAGGGCCACAAGGAUGGCUUUGAACAGUCGAAAUUUCGCGAACGCUCCGGCGCAGGAAGCAGCAGUCUCCGCAGCUUUCAAGGUUCAAGACAACAAGGACUUCAACGAUCGCGUUAAAAACUCGAAGGUUCCUGUAAUCAUCGAUUUCUUCGCUACAUGGUGUAAUCCAUGCCGCAUGCUGACGCCCAGGUUGGAGUCUGUCAUCGCCGAAAAGCAAGGAAAGAUUCUGUUGGCGAAGGUUGACAUCGACGAGAACACGGAUCUAGCUCUGGAUUAUGAGGUUGGCUCUGUGCCUGUUUUGAUCGCCAUGAAGGAUGGGAAGGUGCUUGAGAGAAUUAUUGGGCUCCAGGAUACGGAUAAGCUCAGGAAGUUUGUUGAUAAAUAUGCUGAACCUUAAUAGCAUUCAGCUAAGAAAUCUUCCUUGUAAAAAGUAGUUCUGAAAUUUAUCUUUAAUACAUUAGUUAAAACUAAUGAAGUUUAUGGUGUACAGAUAAAUUAUUUUGUCUGGAUGUGCAUUCAUGGGGUUAUGUAUCUUUUAGCUGAUAGAGUGCCUGUGGUGCACAUUGUUUCGUAAUAGAAUAAACAAGUUAAAUAUA
This is a messenger RNA of Orussus abietinus, 774 nucleotides long. Its product is annotated as thioredoxin, mitochondrial. Gene Ontology annotation, molecular function: protein-disulfide reductase activity; oxidoreductase activity, acting on a sulfur group of donors, disulfide as acceptor. The transcript has 3 exons. The record is from RefSeq and is a predicted model, not a curated record. NCBI's taxonomy places the organism in Eukaryota, Metazoa, Arthropoda, Insecta, Hymenoptera, Orussidae. Bases 162 to 575 code for a protein of 137 amino acids. Gene Ontology annotation, cellular component: cytoplasm.